AUGAAUACUGCACCGAGCGCUCAAACUCAACAGGGUAUUUACAUCGGGCAACGAAAGACAGUGAAUGGGACAGGCGUUAACUAUUGGUAUGGCAUACCGUACGCACAGCAACCGAUUGGUCGUCUUAGAUGGAUGCCUCCUCAGCAGCUUCCUACGUCCCAUGGUACUCGAUAUGCGCUGAUUCCCAACGUUUGUCCACAAAAGAAUGAUUUUCGCAUUGUAUUCACCGAAUCGUGCCUCACUUUGAAUGUAUAUACACCUAUGAAUGCAAAUAAUUUGCCAGUUUAUGUUUGGAUUCAUGGUGGUAGUUUUACAACCGGCGCUGGUGUCGAGUACGAUGCUGCAUCGUUCGUUAGCGUCAGUGUGAAGAAUUCGGUUCCGAUCGUUGUCGUCACCAUCAAUUAUCGACUGGGUUUACUGGGAUUUCUUGCCGAUGAAGCAUUGUACGAGGAAAGAUCAGGCGUCAAUAAUCGUAGUACCACCGGCAACUAUGGUAUCCUAGAUCAGAUGAUGGCCGUAGACUGGAUCAAAAAGAACGCUGCUGGCUUUGGUGGAGACCCCGGGCAAAUUACUAUUGGCGGAGAGAGUGCUGGUGGUGUCGGUGUAACCAUUCUUCUAACCUCUCCAUUGACGACGAAUGGUACUUUUCAGCGAGCUAUUAUUGAAAGUGGUGGCCUUUGGCCCAGUGCUGCCACUCCAUUGGAGAAGGCUAUUAACAGCAGUGGCAAAAUCCUUCGAGUGAUGGCUAAUUGUACUACCGUACAAUAUAUGUCUACCAAACGUUAUUUAAUAGAUGAAGCAAAACAUAAAAAAUAUGUACUUAAUGGUAUUAAACGUUCAACUCGUCCACCAAGUAAAAUCGAUUCAAAAAAAUCAAUUCAUAAACAGCGACUCUUUGGAACUACUUCACUUCCACCAGAAGUUGAUCUUCGAGAACAUAUGACACCCACUGAAGAUCAAUCAAGCGUUUCAAGCUGUACGACUAAUGCUCUUGCAGGAGCUUAUGAAUAUUUAUUAAAAAAAACGACUGGUCGUCAUAUUGAUGUUAGUCGUUUAUUUAUGUAUUAUAAUGCACGAGUUAAAGGUAAUGUCGACGGAGGACCAAUCGAAGAUGUUGGUUGUGUGAUGACUGAUGCUAUUGAGGCGUUAAGUGAAUUUGGUGUAUGUCUCGAAUCACUCUGGCCAUAUGAUAUAUCAAAAGUUGAUACACGUCCUAGUGAACAAGCUUUUGCGCAAGCAAAAGAUCAUUCAAUAAAACCAGCAGCUUCAGUUGACAUUGAUUUAAACGCAAUGAAAAAAUGUCUUGCAGAUGGUUUUCCAUUUGUAUUUGGUUUAGAUUUGUUUGCUUCAUUUAAUAAAGCAUCAGAAAGCGGUAUUGUACCAAUGCCAGAUAAAAAUGAAAUGAGCCUAGAAAUCCAUGGAAGUCAUGCAAUGUUAGCUGUUGGUUAUAAUGAUCAAUCACGAACAUUUAUUGUUCGAAAUUCAUGGGGAGAAGAUUGGGGUGAUAAAGGAUAUUGUUAUAUGCCAUAUGAUUAUUUGACUCACCAAACUUAUUGUUUUGAUGUAUGGGCUAUUCAUGAGUUGGUGAAUGCUAAUUUUGGAGAAGACAGUUGGUCUCCUGAAAAGAAUGAUAAUCCUAUUGACAAUGAUCAGAGUCACUCUUCCGAUAUUGAUCAUGAUUCUUAUCCUGUAACUGAUCCGGUCGACGGAGAUGAUGGUCGCAAUCAGGACUAUAUUGUCGAUUACGAUACUCCGUAUGAUAACAACAAUCAAGGAAAUGAUAGUUAUCUUUAUCCGGACACAUACCAAUAUGAUCAAGGUUUCUUUUUUUUGUGUAUAUCAUGA
Rotaria sp. Silwood2 is the source of this 1845-nucleotide messenger RNA. Lineage: Eukaryota; Metazoa; Rotifera; Eurotatoria; Philodinida; Philodinidae. The record is from the annotation of a GenBank genome assembly.